GCAGGGCUGAGACCAUGGAGGCCGUGGUGAUGGCCGUGGCUGUGGAGUUCCUGCUGCUGGCCGGGGCGGGGAGCUUGGCUGGCGACGAGGCCCGGGAAGCGGAGGCCGUGCGGGCACUCGUGGCCCGGCUGCUGGGGCCCGGGCCGGCGGCAGACUUCUCGGUGUCAGUGGAGCGCGCCCUGGCGGCCGAGUCGGGCUUGGACACCUACAGCCUGAGCGGCGGCGGCGGCGCGCGGGUGCGUGUGCGCGGCUCCACGGGCGUGGCGGCCGCCGCAGGGCUGCACCGCUAUCUGCGCGACUUCUGCGGCUGCCAUGUGGCCUGGUCAGGCUCCCAGCUGCGCCUACCGCGGCCGCUGCCCGCUGUGCCGGAAGAGCUGACCGAGGCUACGCCCAACAGGUACCGCUAUUACCAGAACGUGUGCACGCAAAGCUAUUCCUUCGUGUGGUGGGACUGGGCCCGCUGGGAGCGAGAGAUUGACUGGAUGGUGCUGAAUGGCAUCAACCUGGCCCUGGCCUGGAGUGGUCAGGAGGCCAUCUGGCAGCGGGUUUACCUGGCCAUGGGUCUGACCCAGUCAGAGAUUGAUGAGUACUUUACUGGCCCUGCCUUCCUGGCCUGGGGGCGCAUGGGCAACCUGCACACCUGGGGCGGUCCCUUGCCUUUCUCCUGGCACCUCAAGCAGCUUUACCUCCAGCAUCGGAUCCUGGACCGGAUGCGCUCCUUCGGCAUGAUCCCAGUGUUACCUGCAUUUGCAGGCCAUGUCCCCAAGGCAAUCACCAGGGUAUUUCCUCAGGUCAAUGUCACCCAGCUGAGUAGUUGGGGACACUUCAACUGCUCCUACUCCUGCUCCUUCCUUCUGGCUCCAGGAGACCCCAUAUUCUCCCUCAUUGGGAGCCUCUUCCUACGGGAGCUGACCAAAGAGUUUGGCACAGACCACAUCUAUGGGGCUGACACUUUUAAUGAGAUGCAGCCCCCCUCCUCAGAGCCCUCUUACCUCGCUGCAGCCACCACUGCCGUCUAUGAGGCCAUGAUAGCAGUGGACCCUGAUGCUGUAUGGCUGCUCCAAGGCUGGCUCUUUCAGCACCAACCCCAGUUCUGGGGACCCACCCAGAUCAAGGCUGUACUAAGGGCUGUGCCUCUUGGCCGCCUCCUGGUACUGGACCUGUUUGCCGAGAGCCAGCCAGUAUAUAGCCGCACAGCUUCCUUCCAGGGCCAGCCCUUCAUCUGGUGCAUGCUGCAUAACUUUGGGGGCAACCACGGCCUCUUUGGAGCCCUGGAGGCUGUGAACCAAGGGCCUAAAGCUGCCCGCCUCUUCCCCAACUCCACUAUGGUAGGCACGGGCAUGGCCCCCGAAGGCAUCAACCAGAACGAAGUAGUCUAUGCCCUCAUGGCUGAGCUGGGCUGGCGGAAGGACCCAGUGCCAGAUUUGGUAGCCUGGGUGACCAGCUUUGCUGACCGGCGGUAUGGGAUCUCCCACGGGGAUGCAGAGGCAGCAUGGAGGCUGCUGCUCAGGAGUGUCUACAACUGCUCGGGUGAGGCCUGCAGUGGGCAUAAUCACAGCCCGCUGGUCAAGCGACCAUCCCUACAGAUGAAUACCACGGUCUGGUACAACCGAUCAGAUGUGUUUGAGGCCUGGCGGCUGCUGUUAACAAGUGCUCCAACCCUGGCUGCCAGCCCUAUCUUCCGCUAUGACCUGCUGGACAUCACUCGCCAGGCAAUCCAGGAGCUGGUCAGCUUAUAUUAUGAGAAGGCGAGAACUGCUUACCUGAAUAAGGAGCUGGUUCCCCUCCUGAGGGCUGGGGGUCUUCUGGCCUAUGAACUUCUGCCUGCACUGGAUGAAGUACUGGCUAGUGACAACCACUUCUUACUGGGCAGCUGGUUGGCACAGGCCCGGGCAGUGGCCAUCAGUGAGGCUGAGGCCAAUUUCUAUGAACAGAACAGCCGCUACCAGCUGACCUUGUGGGGACCAGUAGGCAACAUCUUAGACUAUGCUAACAAGCAGCUGGCAGGACUUGUGGCUGACUACUACGCCCCCCGCUGGCAGCUCUUCAUGCAGGCACUGGGGAACUGCUUAGCUCAGGGUAUCCCUUUUCAACAGCGCCAGUUUGACAAGAAUGUUUUCCCUCUGGAGCAGGCUUUUGUCCUCAACUCCAAGAGGUAUCCCAGCCAGCCUCAAGGAAACACUAUGGACUUAGCCAAAAAGAUCUUCCUCAAAUAUUAUCCCCAGUGGGUGGCUGGCUCUGUGAUAGAUCAACCACCCCUGGCCCAUAUUCUUCCGAAGCUCUAGGCUUGGGCAGGUUUCCAGGGCCUAGAGCUGGAUAAGCAUCAUAGAACAUGUCCGUAGGCCUGGGAGAAGGACCCAGAGCCUGCUAGCAGCAUCAGACCUGGGGGACUUAGAAGGAAGUUUGGGAUUAAAGUACUGUUUUCUGUCAAUUUAAUAAACUGAUGAAUUAUGGCCACCCAA
Molecule: messenger RNA, 2462 nt
Organism: Otolemur garnettii (small-eared galago)
Lineage: Eukaryota; Metazoa; Chordata; Mammalia; Primates; Galagidae
Gene: NAGLU
Product: N-acetyl-alpha-glucosaminidase
Exons: 6
Coding region: 15-2285 (756 amino acids)
Source: RefSeq, a predicted model, not a curated record